AUGGCAUUCAGGGAUUCCGGAUCAUUGCAGUCAGCCCCAGUUUCGACCAACGUUCGUAACAAAUAUAGCUUCCCGAGCGCUAAAGCGAAUGCCGAGGCGGCGGAGGCAGCUGCGGAGAGACAUCCUUGGUAUGGCGAUGAAGCUGAAGACCCCAGAAUGGGUGAUUAUCAUCACGAUCCGAGCACUGGGAAAAGUGUUUUUCGUCCUGGUAAUGCCGGAGCGUCUACUGGAAAUUGA
Messenger RNA from Kwoniella shivajii, 237 nucleotides. RefSeq lists its product as uncharacterized. The coding region runs from base 1 to 237 and encodes 78 amino acids. Lineage: Eukaryota; Fungi; Basidiomycota; Tremellomycetes; Tremellales; Cryptococcaceae. The transcript has a single exon. The record is from RefSeq and is a predicted model, not a curated record.